Batrachochytrium dendrobatidis JAM81 is the source of this 1931-nucleotide messenger RNA. RefSeq lists its product as uncharacterized. Gene Ontology annotation, molecular function: ergosterol O-acyltransferase activity. The record is from RefSeq and is a predicted model, not a curated record. Gene Ontology annotation, biological process: ergosterol metabolic process. Gene Ontology annotation, cellular component: endoplasmic reticulum membrane. Lineage: Eukaryota; Fungi; Chytridiomycota; Chytridiomycetes; Rhizophydiales. Bases 1 to 1869 code for a protein of 622 amino acids. The transcript has 6 exons.
AUGACUAGCAUCGAGGAUCAAGUGGUGGAGAGUGCAGACUCCAAGAUUCUUGUCAAGAAGAGUGUUGUAACAACAGAACCAGAGUUGGUGGUUCAGGCAGAUGGAUCGUCCAAGUACAUUCGUCGAAUCAUUACUACGACUACUACGACUACAGCCAAAAACAAAGCUACCGAGCUUAAUGCUUCCACAACUACUGCGUCUAGUAGCGAAGUCUCUGCUUUGACCAGUACACUUGAAUCAAAGUCUGAGAAUGUCACAUCCAAUGUGACAGAAACUGAAGCUGAAAUGUUGAAAGUUUCUGCAAGCAGUGAAUCUCAAGCCAUGGAUAUCAAGAAAGCAUUUAUUGCAGAGUCCUCUAGUGUUGGCGAUGAAAAAAACGUCAGUCAGAGUGUAAACACUGUCAAGCAUAUAGUGCAAGAUACCAAAGAGACUAUGGCUGCAGAAUGUUCAAGCAGCACUGACAAAAAGGAACUUUCUGUCAAGAAAUCUACCAUGGAAGUUGCCACAGAGAUCUAUCAGAAGUUGGCUACGUUCAUUUACAGUCUAACUGACAAGAGCUCAAGCAGCUCUGUUGUCAAACCACCUCCAGUGCCGCUUAAAAAAUCAACACUUUUGGAUGUGGAUCGCCUAGAACUCAUCAACAGCAAUCUUGUUGGCAUCUACAUUAUUGCUCAAGUCUGUUUGGUGACUUUUAUGAUCUGUUCAUGUCACGCUCAUUACAUGCGUGUUGGAACCCUAUUUGAUCCAGUCGUGUAUAAUAUUGUGUUUAUCAACAUUCAAUCACUCUUUUUGGCCGAAUUUCGUUUAUUGCUGUCUACUCUUCCAACUCUUUUUAUUCAGCAGGCGCUUGCUUCCGAGUUUAUUCCAGAAUCUGCUUCGUGCGCUGUGCUGGGUGUUUGGGAAUCGACUUGGUUGGUGUACUGGGUGGCUUUGGUUAGCACCAGUCAUUUCGCAUGGCCACAGCGCGUUGUAUUGGCUGUUCAUGUCAUCAUCCUUCUUAUGAAGCAACACUCAUUUAUGGUCACCAAUAACAAAAUACGUCAAAGUCAUUUGAAAGAUGGUUCACCACCGUCAUAUGAAUCCACAGCCAAAGUAUUGGACAGUGACGUUGCUCAAACUGCUGCAUCAACUUCUACAAAUGCCGAAAAGGAUGAUCGUAUGUUUUUUUUACGCAAUUUCACUAUUCUGCAUUAUGGGUAUUGGCUUGCUGUGCCAUCCCUUGUUUAUCAGACAUCGUUCCCUCAAAUGCCUGCGUUCCGGCCAAUUCACUUUGCUUACUACACAGCUUGGACGCUUAUUUCUGCGCUUGGCUUGUAUAUUACAUUGGAUCAUCUCAUUUAUCCAGUGAUGCGCGACAUUUCCAUUAAUGGGUUCUAUCAUACCUUUGUUUAUCUGAUUCCUGGAACAAUCAUGUAUGUUUUUCUAGUUUUUUUGACGGUAUUUGAGUAUGCUCUCAAUGCCAUGGCGGAACUGACUCUUCUUGAUGAGCGUGACUUUUACGAUGACUGGUGGAAUUCGCUAGGAUAUGAAUCAUUUUCGAGAAAAUGGUCUACUGUUGUGUAUCGAUUCCUGCACAAGCAUGUGUUUCUUGAAUUAAAAGAGUAUUUUAAUCUCUCUCGCCCGGCAGCCAUGUUUUUUACAUUUACAGUUUCUGCUACAUUAAAUGAACUGAUUCUAUUCAUGGUAACCGGGACGUUUCGCACCGACUACUUUCGCAUGAUCACUCUUCAGUCGCUAUACAUUUGGACUGACUAUGUGAUGCCGCCUGCCAAAAAGAGUUUUGGGAUUACUGGAUUUUGGGGCGGUUAUUUUUUUGGUCCGCCAUUCAUCAUUAUUGCUUAUUCUCGUUACUUUUUUGAGCAAAACUAGCAAAUGAAUCAUGUUUAUUGAGUGCCGAGUAGUUUUUUUCAAUCGGUAUACUCAAGAUCCAC